ACAGCCUCAGUCGUUCGUGAACUUCGAAGGACGAUAGAGCUUGAAGAGGGUUAAAUUAAUUUUUACCAUUGAUCUUCUUCGUCUGCGAAUAAUAAGAAAUUUUUCUGCCCAACAUUUUACCUUUCGCACCCAUCACCGCGAGAAUUGCAAACACCGAAUCCAUUGCUCCUUAUUUUAUCCAUUAGCCGAUUUUUUGCACCGAUAAAAAUAUUUUAAAAAAUUCAUUGAACAUCGAGAAGAGUACGAAACAUUUCUUUUUGAAGAUAACGAGAAUGCGUCGCCACAUCGUCGCCACAUUUGUCCUGCUGUACAGCUUUCAAGAAUUAGUCGGAGGCGCUUGUCCACGGAUAUGUCCAAUUGGUGGUGAGCCGGUGUGCGGUAGCGAUGGUAUUAUAUAUGCAUCACAGUGUGAAAUGCGGAAGAAAAUGUGCGGAAAAGUAGUGACAAUGGCAACUGAUAAGACAGCAUGCUUGAGAUCGUCGGGUAGCAAGUGCGAGCACCGUUGUCCAACUGAUCAGGACCCGGUGUGCGGGACUGACGGUCGCACUUAUCUCAAUAAAUGUAUGCUCAGGGUGGAAAUAUGCAGGGUGGGAAUUGAGCUCUCACAUCUUGGACCGUGCAACAAUAUAUCAGCUCAUCGAGAAAAUUGUCCAGUGUCCUGUGAUUUUGCUCCACUAGAUGGACCGAUUUGUGGAAGCGAUGGAAAUGUCUACAAGUCUACGUGCCAAAUGAAACUGCUUACGUGCAGACAAGGGGUAGUCAGAACGAAUAAGAAACAUUGCCAGACAACGAGACAUUGUCGAGAGUCAUGUUGGCGAGGGGCAAAGCCAGCAUGUGGUAGUGAUGGUAUUUUAUACGCUAAUACCUGCAAAAUGCGAGCAAAAAAUUGUGGCAAACACGUGUUCGAGGUGCCCAUGUCCUUCUGCGUGACCAGAGAAAGAACAUCUGGUAGUGUCCCUACCACUUGUCCACUCGAUUGUAGCAAUGAAAAACAUGUUCAAGUGUGCGGAUCUGAUGGAAGUAUUUACAAGAAUGAGUGCGAAAUGCAGAUGCUCAACUGUGGUACUGAUUGCAGGCAAUCGAGAAGAAAAAUAGCUGUUGUUGAUUUUGAUAAGUGUCGAGCUCGGUUAAUGAAAUGUUCGAAACAACAGCAGAAAUGCGGAUCUGAUGUGGAUCCAGUGUGUGGAAGUGACGCUACUACUUAUCCCAACCAAUGCCAUUUGAAUGUUGCUAUUUGCAUGAAGGGCAUACAAUUGGCUCACGUUGGCGAAUGUACGCCCUUGAAAGAAGUAGAAGAAUGUCCUGAUGAUUGCAGUGAUGCCGUGGAGGAACCCAUUUGCGGUAGCGAUGGCAAUGUUUAUCGAUCGCAGUGUCAUCUACGCCGAGAUACAUGUGGCCAGAGGGUAGUUUCAGUUCCAGCUCAGCAUUGUCGGACAACAGCACUUUGCAAUCAAAUAUGCAGUGGCGAGCGCGCAUUUGUUUGCGGUUCAGAUAAUAAACUUUAUCGCAAUGAGUGUGAGAUGAAGAGGGAUAAUUGUGGGAAACAUGUGUACGUGGUACCAAUGAAACGAUGUGUCCAAGGCUUUCUCUUUCGAGGCUGUCAAAAAAUUUGUCCUACCUACUAUGAUCCUGUGUGUGGUACUGAUGGAAUGACUUAUAGUAACGAAUGUUUCCUCGAAAUCGAAAAUUGUCGCAGCACAAAUCGUGUUACAAAACAGUAUCAUGGGGUUUGUGGCCAACCUACUGAAGAACCCAAAAAUUAUUUAUAUUGAAUUAAUGUAAUGAAGACUGGUGAAAUUCGUUCGGAUCUAUUGUUGAUUACUACAUUGACAUUAAGUCCAAUGAAAUACUUAUCAUUAGCGGAAAAGACAGGAAAGUAAAUUAGAAAGAGACUUUUCGAAAAUUCUCUCCAAUUGAUACACAUCAUCAUCGAUUUUUACUAUUUUAAUUCGCUACAAUGGACAACAAUUUUUAUUUAUUAUUAUUAUUAUUAUUACACAAGUCUUGUCCAUUUUCAACGAGUUGAAAAGAAGAGGAAAGCAGACAUUUGCUUUUUCUAACACGUUUGGCUUUACGUUGUGAUGAAUAUUCAUAUAAUUUUUUUAUCAUCUCAUUCUUAUGUCUAGUUACAUAUGCUCACUACGAUUAUGAUAAAAAUUUCGUACUCUCCUUUCCUUUUAUCGUACUGAUUACUCUCCUAAUCAAAUUCGUCAUUAUUUAUUAUCAAAAAAUUGUAAAGACCUUAUUAGUUUUACUUACGAAUGUAUGUGCAUAUUAAAAAACAAUUAUGUUGCUUA
Diachasmimorpha longicaudata is the source of this 2297-nucleotide messenger RNA. Its product is annotated as agrin. Gene Ontology annotation, molecular function: protein binding. Bases 273 to 1772 code for a protein of 499 amino acids. The transcript is spliced from 9 exons. Gene Ontology annotation, biological process: cell differentiation; multicellular organism development. NCBI's taxonomy places the organism in Eukaryota, Metazoa, Arthropoda, Insecta, Hymenoptera, Braconidae. The record is from RefSeq and is a predicted model, not a curated record.